AUGGCGCCCACGGCCGCGCCCGUGUGGAGCCUGACGCCGCCGUCCGAGUUCAAGCCCAGCGGCCACGAGAUCAUCGCGCAGUACCUCACCCCCAGGGCGCUCCGCGGCGACACCGCCGCCGCCCCCGACCUCGUCGCGGACGACGUCGACGUCUUCUCCGCCGCGACCCCCGCGGCACUCCCCUUCCCCCACAGCAGCGGCAGCCGCAGCGGGGAGGUGUGGGGCUACUUCUACGGGGACUACCCCAUCGACGGCGCGCGGCCGGUGCCUGGCGGGUACUGGGUGCGGUACGGCCCCGAGAAGGAGUACGUGCGCGGCCACGGCCGCGCCAAGGAGGCGAUCGCGUUCCGACGCAGGCUCGUCUUCCUCACGGCCAUGGAGGGCGGCGACGGCAGGGUGGUCGUGGGCCCGUCGCCGUUCUUCAUGAAGGAGUACCGGCUCAACAAGGGCGCCACCGCCUUCCGCGCCGCCUCCAUCCGGCCCGGCCCCAAGGCGAACAUGGACUGCGUGGUCCGCAAGAUCUUCGCGAAGACGCCGCCGCCUCCGCCGGCGUGCAGCUCCGUCGAGCAGGAGAUCCCGGCGUCCAGGUACGUGGACGAGGAUGCCGGGUACUCCAGCGACGAGGACCAGAAGCGCUACCGCUGCCACGUCGAGGAAGAACCGGCGAGGAGGCGCGGGCCGCUCUUGCUUGUGUGA
Molecule: messenger RNA, 696 nt
Organism: Lolium perenne
Lineage: Eukaryota; Viridiplantae; Streptophyta; Magnoliopsida; Poales; Poaceae
Biological process (GO): regulation of DNA-templated transcription
Molecular function (GO): DNA binding
Source: RefSeq, a predicted model, not a curated record